This is a messenger RNA of Ilyonectria robusta, 1320 nucleotides long. Its product is annotated as pyruvate dehydrogenase kinase. NCBI's taxonomy places the organism in Eukaryota, Fungi, Ascomycota, Sordariomycetes, Hypocreales, Nectriaceae. The record is from RefSeq and is a predicted model, not a curated record. Gene Ontology annotation, biological process: regulation of glucose metabolic process; protein phosphorylation. The transcript is spliced from 4 exons. Bases 1 to 1320 code for a protein of 439 amino acids. Gene Ontology annotation, molecular function: pyruvate dehydrogenase (acetyl-transferring) kinase activity. Gene Ontology annotation, cellular component: mitochondrion.
AUGUCGUGGAAAGCCUCGGAGCGGUUGAUGAACACCAUCCGCCACUAUGCAAAGUUCCCGGCGACCGGCGUCAGCCUGCGCCAGAUGGUCCAGUUUGGCGAGAAGCCCUCGGUCGGCACCCUGUUCCGCGCUUCGCAGUUCCUCGCCGAGGAGCUCCCUAUCCGUCUAGCACACCGAGUCCAGGAGCUUGACGAGCUUCCCGACGGCCUCAAUGAGAUGCCCUCGGUCAUCAAAGUCAAGGAUUGGUACGCCCAGUCAUUUGAGGAAAUCACCCAGCUCCCCCGGCCAAACCUCGCCCAGGAUGUGCGCACCCGCCUCAUGAAGCCCGGCAAGGCCUUCGGUCGCCAGGCCGUCCGCCUCCCCGCCGCAACGCCCAAUCCCUCAAUCGACGAGGGCGACUCCUCCGGCUGGGGCGGGCUUCAGUCCAAUUGCAACGGCAACGGCCGUGGCAAGGCCGUGACGCGCCGCUACUUCGCCGUCGUCGACGACUCCAGCGACUGGCCCGCCGACCUCCACUUCUACAACCAGCGCUUCGCCCAGACGCUUCACCAGAUCAAACGGCGCCAUGACGGCGUCGUCACCACCAUGGCCCAGGGUAUCCUGGAGUACAAGCGCCGCCGCCAGCGCAUGCAAAUCGACAGCACCAUCCAAUCCUUCCUCGACCGUUUCUACAUGUCCCGCAUCGGCAUCCGCAUGCUCAUUGGCCAGCAUAUCGCCCUCACCGACCAAAGUCACCACCGCGACCCCGCCUACGUCGGAAUCAUCUGCACAAAGACAAACGUCCAGGAUCUCGCCCAGGAGGCCAUUGAGAACGCCCGCUUCGUCUGCGAGGACCACUACGGCCUGUUCGAGGCCCCCAAGAUCCAGCUCGUCUGCAACCCCAACCUCAACUUUAUGUACGUCCCCGGCCACCUGUCGCACAUGCUCUUCGAGACCCUCAAGAACUCGCUGCGCGCCGUCGUCGAGACCCACGGCAUGGACAAGCAGGCCUUCCCCGUCACAAAGGUCAUUGUUGCCGAGGGCAAGGAGGAUAUUACCAUCAAGAUCUCCGACGAGGGUGGCGGUAUCCCCCGCAGCGCCAUCCCCCUCGUCUGGACCUACAUGUACACCACCGUCGACCGAACCCCGAGCCUGGACCCCGACUUCGAUAAGAGCGACUUCAAAGCCCCCAUGGCCGGCUUCGGUUACGGAUUACCCAUAUCUCGCCUCUACGCGCGCUACUUUGGCGGUGACCUGAAGCUCAUCAGCAUGGAAGGAUACGGAACCGACGUCUACCUCCACCUCAACCGCCUCUCGUCCUCCUCGGAGCCUCUCCAAUAG